Molecule: messenger RNA, 1975 nt
Organism: Sycon ciliatum
Lineage: Eukaryota; Metazoa; Porifera; Calcarea; Leucosolenida; Sycettidae
Product: bcl-2-like protein 1
Exons: 2
Coding region: 387-1127 (246 amino acids)
Biological process (GO): extrinsic apoptotic signaling pathway in absence of ligand; intrinsic apoptotic signaling pathway in response to DNA damage; regulation of apoptotic process
Cellular component (GO): mitochondrial outer membrane
Molecular function (GO): protein heterodimerization activity; protein homodimerization activity
Source: RefSeq, a predicted model, not a curated record
GAUAGGAUAGGAAGCAGUUAUUUUUUUCUAUCGCCUGGUAUUCAGCUGGUAUCAUUAUUUUCAAAGUCACCGUUGCCAGACUUUUGCCGGUAAGUCCCAGAAAAAUCGUCCACGGUCCAGCUCCAUGCAUGAUCAGCCCAUACUGGCCCUAGUUGCAGCUUGCCCUCGAGCUAGCUCCGGGUGUCCGUCUAAAACCCUAGUUCUGCACAUCUUGGUUUGGGAGAAUUAUUUUGUUAUUCACCGAGAUUGAUUGAAUAGUGCUUUGGUACACGGUAGUCCAACAGCUGAGUGCGGUGACCGACGCAGGACACACCCGGACUGCGCUGGGGCGCUACAGCAGCAGGAGACGGUAGCGUUUGUUUGUGAUAGACUUGGACUUGGAGUUGAUGAGUCAAUAUAGGAAGAUGAGUUCCGUUGGUGGUAGCUCGGUUACCGAGGUUAUCAUCGACUCGAUCGACAUAAAUAUGCUGGCGAAUAAGCUUAUCGGUCACCUGGUGCAAAAGAACAACGACAAGGAGAGAAAAUUCGAGUCGCUGGACGGAAUUUGCGUUGAGGAGGGCGAGGGGACCAGUCAGGAUGCUACCGACGGCCCGUAUGAAAUCCAACGUGCUCCAGACACACCAGCUGUGAUGUCACCAGUGGGCCCUGGGCAAGAUCUAGUGGACCGUCCUGGUUACAGCAUGGUUGGCAGUAGGAAGACGAAAGUUGCUGUGGUGACGCAGGCCAUGCUGCAGAUAGCUGACGAGCUGGACGAGAAGCAGGAGAUCUGGCAGCUGUUCUCUACGCUGGAGAUCACGAGGGAGACAGCGUACGACACGUUCUGCGACAUCGCAAUGGGAAUAUUCCAGCACGGCAUCUCCUGGGGCAAGGUGGUGGUCCUGUUCAUGUUCGCCGCACACUGUGUGAUGAAGGCCGUGCUCGCCGAGCUGCCCAAUAUCUUCGUCAUGAUCGGAUCCUUUGUGGCGCGGUUCAUGGGAGAGAAGCUGAAGCAGUGGAUUGAAGAGCAUGGUGGAUGGGAAAACUUGACCAAUCCUGAUUCAAAUCCCUAUCUCAAGUUCGGCGGCAUCCUGGUUGCAGGCAUCGUCGGUGGCAUUGUCUGCAAAAUGGUAUGGGAUCGGUUGUCAUGAUACUGUACUGGACCGUGACUCAACCGUGACUGCGCUCAGCGAAUGCCGCAUCUGAUCACAUUGCCAGAAUAAUAUGUGAAGUCUUGCUCUCGCAGGGAAAGCCAAACAUCUUCAGCUGUAAGCAGCCCAUCUUGAGUAUUCUAAAUUGGGUUUGGUCAGUCCUUGGUAGAACUGUUUGCUUGAGUUCCAUGGCUCUCUAGCUGAUGCACUUUCUUGGUCAGUUUUGAUUAUCUGUAACACUUUCUGAGGUGGUGCCGUCCGGCAUAGUAUCACCGGCCUCCUGGCUCAGUGCUAGUUGAAUGGCUCUCUCGGCACGUAACUCUCAGCAUGUUACCAAGGUUACAGUGCCAAUGAUCACCAGGGAAACUGCGCACUUUGCGCGUGUUACUGUAGCGGGGCGGAUUGGAGAUGUUGUCAUGGCGUCCGGGUUGUGGCCGCUCACUUUCUGCAAUCUAGUCUCCGACGGUGCUGAUUCAAACAUGCUACUCUCCGUUUCACCCAUGCAUAUUCUAGCUUGCUGCUUCCGUAUGCUACGAAACCCUAUGGAUUAGGAGGUCAGCAGGACUUGAGUGAUGAUUGACGAUUCUAAAUACAUGCAGAGCUGCCAGUGCAUCUCUGGUCUACCAGCCAGUCUCUAUUGAUCUCUUUAGCUGUUUCUGCUGAGUCCAAGUGUCUCUCUUCUUGUCCUUCAGUUCAUACCGUGACAGCAUGUCUUGACAGAUUGGCUUUGACCAUCCGUUUGAUUCUAUUGCUAAACAUCUAAAUGAUCAUCGGACAGCAAUAGAGAUUAAUAUGACUUUGAAAGUUUUUGUUCUCAAACUAACAAUAAGUCAAGUUGUCCCACCUUA